Molecule: messenger RNA, 912 nt
Organism: Ascoidea rubescens DSM 1968
Lineage: Eukaryota; Fungi; Ascomycota; Saccharomycetes; Ascoideales; Ascoideaceae
Gene: GPI12
Product: N-acetylglucosaminylphosphatidylinositol deacetylase
Exons: 1
Coding region: 1-912 (303 amino acids)
Biological process (GO): GPI anchor biosynthetic process
Cellular component (GO): endoplasmic reticulum
Molecular function (GO): N-acetylglucosaminylphosphatidylinositol deacetylase activity
Source: RefSeq, a predicted model, not a curated record
AUGGUCUCUCUUGCUACGUUUCCCAAGAAGCUAUUCAAAUGGUUCCUCGCAAUCAACCUCCUCUGGAUAUUUCUCUCCACAACCCUUCCUGCCAUCAUAUCCUCCUCCAACCAACCCAUCCUGAAGCUUACAACAAACAGAAGACUCGAUGCUGCUCAACUUUCUAUCAACUCAAUUCCUUCCAGCUUGAGGAAUGCUUCGAUCUACUUGGUCAUUGCCCAUCCUGACGACGAAGUCAUGUUCUUCAGUCCCUCCAUAAUCGAAUUGAACAAAAAAAUCUACAACAAUACACUAAAUAUCAUCUGUUUCUCUAAUGGCAACAACGAUGGACUAGGCCAUAUCAGAUCUUCUGAAAUUGUUCACAGUGGUGUAAUCCUAGGUUUGGAUGCAGUUUCUAUUCACGUAAUCCAAAAUGAAAUCGAUUUCAAAGAUUCAAUGUCAAUAAUUUGGGAUUCCCAAAAAAUUUCAAACCAGCUAAACCACUUGAUAUCAAAUAAUAAACUACACAAUAAGAUUGUUCUCCUAUCGUUUGAUCAACUGGGUAUAUCAAACCACCCAAAUCACAAAUCGCUAUACUAUGGUUGUCUUGAUUUUAUUAAAUCUUUCAGCAAAUCUUACAACCACCACCAACUUGUUUUUUAUAAAUUAAACUCUUUGAAUUUCUUUCAAAAAUACUCUUUCACUCUUUUAACUAAUUUCCACCUAUUAAAAAAUCAUUUGAUUUUAUUAUAUUCAAAUAACCCAUCAUUUGACGAAAAAAUUGUUGAUAUUUCAUCCAAUUUUCCAUCAGUUAUUUUAAGUCUAGCUGCAAUGUCUUUUGCUCAUGAUUCCCAAAUGGUUUGGUUUAGAUGGGGUUGGCUAUUAUUCAGUAGAUUUUUAAAUUACAAUCAAUUAAUUCAUGUUCAAUUCUAA